GUUCCGGUCGUGGCCGAAGUGGUUGCAUUUUGUUAGUACCGGACGGUUGUGAUGGCUGCGGUGGAUUCGGAUGUCGAACCGCUGCCUCGCGGGGGUUUCCGCUGCUGCCUCUGCCACGUCACUACGGCCAACCGGGACACAGGUUCCAGCCCUGGUCCGGGAAGAUCCCACAUGCCGCAGAGCAACUAAGCCCGUGCACCACAACUACUGAGCCUGCACUCUAGAGCCUGCGAGCCACAGCUACUGAGCCCACGUGCCACAACUGCUGAAACCCGUGCGCCUAGAGCCCGCGUUCCACAACAAGAGAAGCCACUGCAAUAAGAAGCCCGCGCACUGCAACGAAGACCCAAUGCAGCCAAAAAAAAAAAAAAUGAAAUUGAAAAAAAUAAAAGAAAUGUGUUUCUAUUAAAAAAAAAAAAAAGAAAUACUUGUGUACAGCCAGUUCUCCUGGGAACCACUUAAAAUGCUUUAUAUAGACAAAUGGACAAGAGAGGAAGCUGCAAGGAGCCAGGACUUUGUCAUUCAAAGGUCACAUUUUCUAUGGCUUGGAAGAAUCAGUAGGAUCUAGGACCCAGCCUAGAGGCCCACCUGGGAGGCCGGAAGCAUCGGCACCUGGUAGAACUACGAGCUGCUCGAAAGGCCCAGGGACUUCGAAGCGUGUUUGUCAGUGGCUUUCCCCGGGAUGUGGAUUCUACUCAGCUCUCUGAGUACUUCCAGGCAUUUGGACCUGUGGCCAGUGUUGUCAUGGACAAGGACAAGGGAGUGUUUGCCAUUGUGGAGAUGGGGGACGUGGGUGCCCGGGAAGCUGUCCUCUCACAGCCCCAGCACAGCUUGGGAGGACAUCGCCUGAGGGUCCGGCCACGGGAGCAGAAAGAGUUCCAGAGCCCAGCCUCCAAGUCCCCCAAAGGAGUGGCACCCGACAGUCACCAGCUGGCAAAAGCACUAGCGGAGGCCCCGGACGUGGAGGCGCAGAUGGUGAAGCUCGUGGGGCUGAGGGAGCUGUCUGAGGCCGAGCGGCAGCUUCGGAGCCUCGUGGUGGCCCUGGUGCAGGAGGUCUUCACAGAGUUCUUCCCUGGCUGUGUGGUCCAUCCUUUUGGCUCUUCCAUAAACAGCUUUGACGUCCAUGGCUGUGAUCUUGACCUCUUCCUGGAUCUGGGGGACUUGGACGAGCCCCAGCCAGCUCCAAAGGCUGCAGAAUCUCCAUCCUUGGACUCGGCCCUUGCAUCCCCACUGGACCCUCAAGCCCUGGCCUGCACCCCAGCCUCCCCUCCAGACUCACAGCCUCCAGCUUCUCCCCAAGACUCGGAAGCCCUGGACUGUGAAGCCCCUUCCUCCUCCCUGGCACCCCGGACUCCAGACUCUGCUUUGGCCUCUGAGACCCUCGCCUCUCCCCAGUCCCUGCCCACAUCCUCGCCACUGCAGGAGGACCGGGGAGGGGGGGGCCUGGGGAAGGCCGUGGAACUGGCAGAGGCCCUGAAGGGGGAGGAAGCAGAAGGGGGAGCCACGCUGGAGCUGGUGGGAUCCAUUCUUCGGGGCUGUGUCCCCGGAGUGUACCGAGUCCAAACGGUGCCCUCUGCCCGACGCCCUGUGGUCAAGUUCUGCCAUCGGCCUUCAGGUCUCCACGGUGACAUCUCCCUCGGUAACAGGCUGGCCCUGCAUAACUCCCGCUUCCUGAGCCUCUGCUCUGAGCUGGAUGGGCGAGUACGGCCCCUUGUGUACACUCUGCGCUGCUGGGCUCAGGGUCGAGGGCUGUCAGGGAGUGGCCCACUUCUCAAUAACUACGCCCUGACCUUGCUCGUGAUCUAUUUCCUUCAGACCAGGGACCCUCCUGUGUUGCCCACUGUGUCCCAGCUCACCCAGAAAGCAGGUGAGGGCGAACAGGUGGAGGUUGAUGGCUGGGACUGUAGUUUCCCCAGGGAUGCCUCGAGACUGGAGCCCAGCACCAAUAAGGAGCCCCUGAGUUCCCUGCUGGCCCAGUUCUUCUCCUGCGUCUCUUGUUGGGAUCUUCGUGGCUCACUGCUGUCCCUGCGGGAGGGUCAGGCACUGCCUGUGGCAGGGGGCCUGCCCUCUAAUCUCUGGGAGGGUCUGCGCCUCGGUCCCAUGAAUCUCCAGGACCCCUUUGACCUGAGUCACAACGUGGCAGCCAAUGUGACCAGCCGGGUGGCCGGGCGGCUACAGAACUGCUGCCAAGCGGCAGCCAGUUACUGCCGAAGCCUCCAGUACCAGUGCCGUUCCUCCCGGGGUCGGGACUGGGGGCUGCUUCCCCUUCUGCAGCCCAGCUCCCCUAGCUCCCUGCUGUCUGCAACACCCAUCCCCUUACCCCCCGCUCCCUUCACCCAGCUCACUGCUGCCCUGGCCCAGGUGUUACAGGAAGCUUUGGGGUGCCAUAUAGAACAGGGAACCAAGAGGCUGCGGUCGGAGGGGGGUGGGACUGGGGAGCCUCGCCAGGGAGGGACAAGCAAAAGAUUGAAACUAGACGGACAGAAAAAAAGCUGUGAGGAGGGGCAGGAGGAGCAGCAGGGAUGUGCAAGGGACCACGGUGAAGAGGGGGUGGAAGAAAUGGUGAUGGAGGUUGGAGAGUCGGUGCAAGACUGGGCCAUGAGGAGCCCUGGGCAGCCAGGGGAGCCGGCCCCGAUGACCGGAAGGCAUCUAGGCACUGGAGAAGAGGGGCAGUCAGGCCCCGCAGCGCUGGCCGAGCAGGGGCCCAGAGGACCUGAGGCAGCCCGAGAAGGGUCUCGGGCCGAGGCAGGGAAGGGGGCGUCGCUCUCCUCGGUGGGCUGGCGCUGUGCCUUGUGCCACCGAGUGUGGCAGGGGCGGCGGCGUGCCCGAAGACGCUUGCAGCAGCAAACCAAGGAAGGAGGUGGAGCUGGUGCUGGCACAGGAGCAGAGUGGCUGGCAACUGAGGCUCGGGUCACCCGGCAGCUGAGAGGCCUGAGCAGUACUGAACAGGCGCCAGGGGCCGAGCCACUCCUGACCUUCGUGGUGUCUGUCUCCCAGGCUGACCAGACUCUCACUGUGACCCCACUCCGGGAUUCUCAAGGCCUCUUCCCUGAUCUCCAUCAUUUCUUGCAGGUUUUCCUCCCUCAAGCACUUCGAAACCUGCUCAAGUGAAGAUGGGGACCCUAAAGGGCAAUAAAGCUGCUAGUUUAAUAAACACUAGUUUCCGCUAAUUUCCACCUGGUAAUAAUCCUGCUUCCCCCCAGUGCUUAAUGCAGCCUCUCACAGGCCCCCUCUCUCGCCACCCUAAAAUAGGUCUCUCAGUAUGUUUCCUUCUGAGCCCAGGAGGAGUGUGGGUCUGGCACCUGGACCCACUCAGUAGCGUUCUGGACAGAUGGAGUGCUGGGUGGGUGCACCUGAGAAGUACCAAGUUUGUUUCCACAUUUACCUUACUGCUCAGAGUUAUGAACGGUGACGCCUUGAAAUUUGGAUUCCGGGUUCUUCAUUCUCUCACUUAAUGGAAUUCAUCCUGUUCUUAAAUUGGGUUCAGAUCUGAGCAUGGGUAAAGGGCGAACCAUCCAUUGAAUUGUCAGCCCUUCCGGGGAGGCAGGACGUGGCUGGGUUCUCCCUCAGCCCCUCCCCUUUUGCAGGCCCGAGGACUAGUGCCUCUUCUAAGCAGUAACAGCCUCCUUGAGCUGCGAGGCCGUUUAAUGGAAAAAACCCUCACUUUUACAGAGGGCUUCGGACUUGGGCUCGGGUUAGAUGUACAAGCUCUCCUCUAGAAAGAGCCGGAACAAAAGGAACGUGGCACACCGCCACCUCCACGCAGUUGCUUCCGCUCCUAUGAGUGUCACACAACCACGAUGUUAGGGGUCUGGCAGGACCUCCAUCAAAUCACCGCGGGCCCCGCGACCCGGAGGGAAACGCCUCUGGGGCCCGGCGCGAUGCCGGGCUGGCAGCUCUGCCACGUAGCUGCAGAAGGGCGGCUUUCCAGCUAGUUCUCAGUCUCCC
Balaenoptera acutorostrata (minke whale) is the source of this 3948-nucleotide messenger RNA. RefSeq names its product terminal uridylyl transferase 1, U6 snRNA-specific (gene TUT1). The coding region runs from base 745 to 3111 and encodes 788 amino acids. The record is from RefSeq and is a predicted model, not a curated record. Gene Ontology annotation, molecular function: RNA binding; poly(A) RNA polymerase activity. Lineage: Eukaryota; Metazoa; Chordata; Mammalia; Artiodactyla; Balaenopteridae. Gene Ontology annotation, cellular component: mitochondrion. The transcript is spliced from 10 exons.